AUGUCUGAACGUCUUUUAGAUUUCUCUAUUUCUUAAGAUUCACUUACAUUAAUACAUACAAGAAAUCGACAUUACAAUUAUAUAAUGGGUAGCAUUAUAUUAAAUUCAAUUACUCUAUUAGCAUUCAGCAUAAUAUAAGGAUACAUCUUAAGAAGUCAUUAAGAUUGGGAUGCUAUAACAGUAUUAAUUGUUGCAUGUUUUUAUUAUAUUGAUUUUUAGGCAUUACUAUUAUAUUAGAAGGAUUAAGUCUAUUACAAGUAUUCCAUAUGCAGACGUAAAAAUUAAUAAUAACAACUACUGUGUAAAUAUAAUUAUUUAUUUUAGAAUAAUAUUUACUGAGACUUUAAUAUUAGCAAUAUCAAUUUAUCAAACAACAACAGAAGAAUUUGAACAUGAUUCAAAAUUUGAGAUAACAGUUUAAGUUGUUGCAAUCCUUUUAUUUUUCGUAAUAGCUAUUAUAAAAUUACUAUUGGUUAUUCAGUUAAAAAAGAUUUUAGAUUUGACAAAAGCAACAAAUUUAAUAAAAGAAGGAAUUAGGAGUAAGUAGGCAUAUGAAAAUUUUUCAAAAACUUUAAAAUGA
Messenger RNA from Paramecium sonneborni, 580 nucleotides. The record is from the annotation of a GenBank genome assembly. NCBI's taxonomy places the organism in Eukaryota, Ciliophora, Oligohymenophorea, Peniculida, Parameciidae.